AUGUGCAAGCUAUUAAAAGCUUCUUGAACUGAGUGACCUUUCAGGCAGAAUGUAGAUUGAAUGCUCAUACUACUGCUGCCUGUUGCUGAGUGGAAGACAGCAGAAAAUUUGGAUUCAAACAUUUAUUGGUUUUUGUUUUGCUUUGUUUUAUUUCCUUUUGCCUUAAGAAGAUGAACAGUGAAACCACAACCCUGAUAUCCUUGAAGGAGGCAAUGAAAAGGUUGCUGAGGGGUAUAGUAAGGGAGCAAGCAUGGGUCUGCUAUUCUGGGAAGAUGGAGUAGACCACAAACUCCAAGCGUUAGAAGCACAGUUCAGAGAACUAGACUUCACCAAGGAUAACCUGAUGCAGAAAUUUGAACAUCAUAGGAAGACUCUGGCAAGCCAAGCAGCUCAAGAUGAGAUGUGGACAGCAGUUCUGGCACUCAAGUUCACUUCAAUGGAAUUGAAUAUUGUAUACAGCUAUGUCAUUGAAGUACUCAUCCGCUUGCAUACUCGUGUGCUUGAGAAGCUGCCAGAUCUGGUGAGAGGUCUUCCAACCUUAGCCUCUGUCCUCAGACGAAAAGUUAAGAACAAGCGCAUUAGAGUUGUAUGGGAGUCCAUUCUGGAGGAGUGUGGGCUGCAAGAAGGAGAUAUUGCAGCACUUUGUACCUUCUUUAUCGCACAUGGUAACAAGGCAGAACACUAUGCUGCUAAAGUGAGACAGAUGUAUAUCAGAGACAUCACGUUUCUCAUUACCAACAUGGUAAAGAACCAGGCUCUCCAGGACAGUUUGCUGAGGGCUGUGCAGGUAAUUGAGAAGGGGAAAGCAGUUAAGACCCCUGAAGAGCAAAAGUCGUCCCUCAAAGAGUUGAUACCAUCCGUCAAAAACUAACCUAUCAUCCUAUGACCCAGUAAUUCCACCUCUAGUAAUUUAUCUUGCAAAUGGCAAAAAUAUACACAAUUUAUUAUAUUCUUAUUUUUAUAGCAAAGAGAGGAUGUUAAAUAAAUUAUGACAAAUUGACACAAUAGAUACUUUCUUUGUAGCCAUAUAAAAGAAUGAAGAAGCUCUUUGUGUAAUGAUAUGAAGUUAUCACCAAAUGCGGUGUUCUUUUCAAAUAUUUAUUUCCAAUAUAUAUUGCUAAGUGGUGCAAAACCAAAUAUGUGUGUGUGUGUGUGUGUGUGUGUGUGUGUGUGUGUGUGUGUAUGUGUGUGUGUAUAAUGCAUAUGAGUUUAUAUAUCCAUAAACUUCUUCUGCAGAGAUAGACAAGAAAGUGAUAAUAUUAGUUGUCAGGAAAGAAAACUAAGGGGGUCAAAGAUAAGAGGAAGUCUUUUCACUGUUAAUCCAUUUUGCACAUUUUCAAUUUUGAACCAUGUGAAUAUAUUACAUAUUUAAAAAAUAAACAAGGCUGGGCAUGGUGGCUCAAGCCUGUAAUCCAAGCACCUUGGGAGGCCAAGGUAGGAGGAUCACUUGAGCUCAGGAGUUUGAGACCAGCCUGGGCAACAUAGUGAUAGCAAUAGGAGGCAGGUAAAUUCCUAGGUAAACAGGGAUGGGUCCCUUGUGAAACUCAACCUUCAAGCCAAGGACAGUCUACAGCCUAAAAACCAAGCUAUGAGUUCCAGAUAAAUCCAUGAACCCAACUGAGAACUCCCAUUCUUGUUUGGCACUCUCUCCUGAUUGGUCCUUAUCCUUCACCUAUUUUACACAUAACUACCCUUCCCCGAUUGGUCCUCUACACUAUCGUGCCUAUUACUGAAUGGUGCUUUUUCAAGCAUACCCACAGACCAACCAGCAUGCACUUCCCCAUUUCUAGCCCAUAAAAACCUAUAGACUCAGGCUCGUGGCCAGCAACCCACCUUCAGAUCCUCUCUCACCAUCAAGAGCCUUCCUGUCACUCAAUAAAAUCCACUCUGCCUUACUUACUCUCCAGUGUCCACGUACCUCAUUCUUCUCAGUCAUGGGACAAGAACUCAGAACUCAUCGAACUAUGGGAGUAAAAGAGCUGUAACAGUAGUGAGACCUUGUCUCUAUUUUCAUAAAUUAAAA
Molecule: messenger RNA, 2023 nt
Organism: Sapajus apella (tufted capuchin)
Lineage: Eukaryota; Metazoa; Chordata; Mammalia; Primates; Cebidae
Gene: SMCO1
Product: single-pass membrane protein with coiled-coil domains 1
Exons: 3
Coding region: 251-871 (206 amino acids)
Source: RefSeq, a predicted model, not a curated record